AUGACCGAUGUAAAGGCAAAGCCGAGUCCGCUCAACUCAAUCCUAUCAGGAGCCCUGGCAGGCGGCAUCGAAGUCUCCAUCACCUACCCAGCAGAAUACCUCAAAACCAUCAAACAACUCAACCGUCGCCUACCUGCCGGUCAAAAGGAACCCAUCCCGCCCUUUGGCAAAGCGUGGUACACGGGCUGCUCAACCACCAUCACCGGCAAUGCACUGAAAGCGGCCGUACGGUUUCUUGCAUUCGACAGCAUCAAAGCCGCCCUCGCAGAUGAAGAUGGCAAGUUAUCGGGUGGCCGAACAUUGAUUGCAGGCUUCGGUGCGGGUAUCUGUGAGAGUCUGUUCGCAGUAACCCCCUUUGAGAGUGUCAAAACAGCCCUGAUUGAUGAUCGCAAACGCGCACAACCUCGACUCAAUGGCUUAGUGCAUGGUACAAAAACAAUUAUUAGAGAACAAGGAUUCACGGCGCUGUACAAGGGUCUCUUCCCAACCAUGAUGCGACAGAGUGCCAACUCGGCCGUUCGAUUUUCCUCCUACAACUUCCUCAAGAGCGCCGCACAAGGCUCGCUCGCACCCGGCGAAAAGCUCGGGAUUGCCUCUACCUUUGCAAUUGGCGGGUGUGCAGGCAUCAUCACCGUGUAUGCGACCAUGCCGCUCGAUACUGUCAAGACGCGCAUGCAAUCUCUUGCUUCACGGCAAGAAUACAAAAACUCGUUUCAUUGCUUUAGUCGCAUUGUCACGGAAGAAGGUUUCUUUUCGCUAUGGUCUGGGGCAUUGCCGCGCUUGGCGAGACUCAUCUUGUCGGGUGGUAUCGUCUUUACUUGCUAUGAACAAACAUCGGCACAACUCACGAAGCUCGGCAUAUAG
Messenger RNA from Protomyces lactucae-debilis, 864 nucleotides. Its product is annotated as putative mitochondrial tricarboxylate transporter. The coding region runs from base 1 to 864 and encodes 287 amino acids. The transcript has a single exon. Gene Ontology annotation, biological process: mitochondrial citrate transmembrane transport. Lineage: Eukaryota; Fungi; Ascomycota; Taphrinomycetes; Taphrinales; Protomycetaceae. The record is from RefSeq and is a predicted model, not a curated record.